AUGUUCAAUAUAGCCUUGACGCAUAACCAUUUUGUUUUUACGGAGUAUUGUAUCUAUACCCGAUUACUUGACGUAUCUCAAAAUUGGUAUCCGCGGUCCCAGACGACGCGUCCAGCAAAGGGUUCGACACGGUAUUAUUGCGAGAUGGAUGCGUCAUGGGGUUUCAUCUCGAGCUGCGAGGAGCUGGCGAGAGGGGUGAAGGGGAUGGUCAAGGAUAAGCCUAUGGAUGGAUGA
[Torrubiella] hemipterigena is the source of this 234-nucleotide messenger RNA. Lineage: Eukaryota; Fungi; Ascomycota; Sordariomycetes; Hypocreales; Clavicipitaceae. The record is from the annotation of a GenBank genome assembly.